GUGUGUAUAUUACACACCAAAUAUUGUUAUACACAAAUUAUAAACAAAAACAAAAAACAUGACCUAUCUAAUAAUAAAUAAUUCUUUAAAAUACCAAAUAAAAAGGGUCAAUAAUUUAAUCAAUAAUGUCAUCAUCAGGCAUGCCUCAAGUAGUUUAAAUUUAUGGGAUAAAUUUAUUGACAAUGAUGUACGUCAUAAAAUUGAAGAAAGUUGGAAAGAAAAAAUUUUAAAAAGACCAAAACAAAAUGAAAAUAAUGAAAAAUAUUAUGUAUUAUCAAUGUUUCCAUAUCCAUCAGGAUCACUUCACAUGGGACAUGUACGAGUUUAUGCAAUUAGUGAUGCAAUAUCAAGAUUUCAUAGAAUGAAUGGUAAAAAUGUCAUUCAUCCAAUGGGCUGGGAUGCAUUUGGUUUACCAGCUGAAAAUGCUGCAAUUGAAAGAAACAUUGAUCCAUCAGAAUGGACUCAAAAAAAUAUAACAAAUAUGAAAGAACAAUUGAAACGUAUGGGUUGUGAUUUUGAUUGGCAACGUGAAUUAACAACAUGUGAUAAAAAUUACUACAAAUGGACACAAGAAUUAUUUUUAAAAUUAUAUAAAAAAAAUUUAACAUAUCAAAAUGAGUCUUAUGUAAAUUGGGAUCCAAUUGAUAAAACUGUACUUGCUGAUGAACAAGUUGAUACAAAUGGUAGAUCAUGGAGAUCAGGUGCUAAAGUUGAAAAAAAAUUAUUAAAACAAUGGUUUAUUAAAACAACAUUAUAUGCAAAAUCAUUGUAUGAUGGUCUUGAUGAUCCAAUAUUAAAAAAUUGGCGUGAUAUUAUUAAAAUACAAAAAAAUUGGAUUGGUAAAUGUGAUGGUACCACAAUUGAUUUUGAAUUAAUAUGUGAUAUUAAUGAAAAACCAAAAAAACUAACACUAUGGACAGAUAAACCAGAAUUUAUUGAACAUAUUAAAUUUCUUGCUGUAUCACGUGAUAAUUUUUUAUCAAAAGUUAAAAUUAAUGAUUUUACAAAUAUACAAGAAAAAUAUUUAGAUGCAAAUGUUAUUAAUCCAUUUACUGGUGAUGUUAUACCAAUUUAUUAUUCAAAAAAUAUUAAAUAUCCAAAAAUGAGAGAUAAUUAUUUGGGUAUACCUGGUGUUAAUGAGAGUGAUGCUGAAUUUUGUGAUUUAGUUGGUAUUAAAUAUGACAAGCUGGAUGAGUUAACACAAGAAGAAACAGUUAAACAACGUCAUGAAGUUAUGGAAGAAGCUAAAAUGAAAAAUAUUGGUGGUCAUUUAGUUAGUUCAAGGCUACGUGAUUGGUUAAUAUCAAGACAAAGAUACUGGGGUACACCAAUACCAAUAAUACAUUGUGAUAAUUGUGGUGCUGUACCAGUACCAAGUGAUCAAUUACCAGUUGAAUUACCAGUAAUGUCAUCGUCAAAUAAUAAAAUACCAAAUUUACGUGAAGCAACUGAUUGGCUUAAAACAAAAUGUCCUGAAUGUGGUAAUGAUGCUACAAGAGAAGCUGAUACAAUGGAUACAUUUGUUGAUAGUUCAUGGUAUUUUAUGCGUUAUAUUGAUUCAAAUAAUGACAAUGAAAUGUUUUCAGUUGAUAAAUCAUUUAAAUAUUUACCAGUUGAUCUUUAUAUUGGUGGUAAAGAACAUGCAGCAUUACAUUUAUAUUAUGCUAGAUUUAUUAAUCAUUUUUUACAUUCAGAAAAUUUAUUACCAACACGUGAACCAUUUAGACAAUUGCUUGUUCAAGGUAUGGUUAUGGGAAAAUCAUAUUGUGAUAAAGAAAGUGGUAAAUAUCUUAAACAAGAUGAAGUUGAAUUAACAGAUGAUAAUAAAUAUGUUAAUAAAAAUACUGGUAUGCCAGUAUUAACAAAUUGGGAAAAAAUGUCGAAAUCGAAAUAUAAUGGUGUUGAUCCAAUGGAAAUGUUUGAUGAAUAUGGUGCUGAUACAACUAGAUUAAUUAUGUUGGCUGAUGUUGCACCAACAUCAAGUAGAAAUUGGUCAAAUGAAACAUUUCCUGGAGUAUUUAAUUGGCAAAAUCGUUUAUGGAUGACUAUUGGUACAUUUUUAACAUUGAGAAAUAAAAUGACUAAACAAGAUAUUGAUAAUAUAUCAUUGAGGCAAGAUGAAUUGAAGGAAGAUAAUGAAUAUUUAUUUGAAAGUAGAAAUUAUUAUAUAAAGGGGGUAACAUCACACUUGACAAUGUCACAACAAUUUAAUGCAGCAAUAUCAAAAAUGCAAGGCUUUACAAAUGCAAUUAGAAGAAAAAAUAAAUUAUUACUAACACAUAGUCGUGAUUUAGAAAGAGCAUUAGCAACACAAAUAAUUAUGUUAGCUCCAAUAGCACCACAAUUUGCAUCAGAAUUAUGGGCUGGUUUUUGUUCAGCACCUUAUCAUCUUGCUAAUGAUGAUCCCUUUAUUCAACUUGAUAAAGAUGUACUUGAACAAUCAUGGCCAGCACUUGAUAUGGAUUAUAAAAUGAAUGUCGAUAUAAUGAUAAGUGGUAAUCAAAUUGCAACGUUAAAAAUACCAAGGAAAAUAUUGGAGACAUUGAGUGCUGAUGAUGUUGCUAAAAUGGCAACAGAAACACCAGAAUUUUGUGAUAAAAUUAAAAACAGAACUAUUGAUGGUUUUCGUUAUGAAAAAUUACCAGGUUUUGAUGGAAAAAUAUUUUUUCAAUCAACUGAUUUAAAUGCUAAAAAGAAAAAAGCUGUUUUGUAAAUUUUUUUUUUUAUAAUUUUUUUUGUAAAUAUAUUUGUUAAUUAUAAUAAAUAAUGAAAAAAAAAAUUUAUAUAUAUGACCUAUUUUUUUAUUUAAUUAUUGAACAAUAUUAAAAUGAAAAAACAAAAAAAAU
This is a messenger RNA of Aphidius gifuensis, 2846 nucleotides long. It is a transcript of the gene LeuRS-m, whose product is annotated as probable leucine--tRNA ligase, mitochondrial. The transcript has 3 exons. Lineage: Eukaryota; Metazoa; Arthropoda; Insecta; Hymenoptera; Braconidae. Gene Ontology annotation, biological process: leucyl-tRNA aminoacylation; mitochondrial translation. Gene Ontology annotation, cellular component: mitochondrion. Bases 59 to 2713 code for a protein of 884 amino acids. The record is from RefSeq and is a predicted model, not a curated record. Gene Ontology annotation, molecular function: leucine-tRNA ligase activity; ATP binding; aminoacyl-tRNA deacylase activity.